CUUCCGGUCCUGCGCGUUGUCAUCUCGUCCCUCGUCCGGCUCGCUUCGGCGGGGAUGCUGCAAGAAGCGAUGGAGUUCAAGUCCCCCAAAGACACUCGAGCGUCGGCCGGGGUUUGAGAGAUAAAACGCGGACGCCGACCGGAUACGAAGCCAUUAAGACAAUUAAAACAAAGAUUUUGGAGAUGAAGCUACUGAAGCCGAGCUGGGUCAGCCACAACGGCAAACCCAUCUUUUCUGUUGACAUUCAUCCGGAUGGAACCAAAUUUGCAACCGGCGGGCAAGGGGAGGACUCGGGGAAGGUGAUGAUCUGGAACAUGGCGCCUGUCCUCCGCGAGGAAGAUGAGAAGAAUGAGAACGUCCCCAAAAUGCUUUGCCAGAUGGACAAUCACCUUGCAUGCGUGAACUGCGUGCGCUGGUCCAACAACGGGCUGUACCUUGCAUCCGGAGGGGACGACAAAUUGGUGAUGGUGUGGAAACGAGCUGCGUUCAUCGGUCCGAGCACGGUUUUUGGCUCCAGCAGCAAACUGGCCAAUGUGGAGCAGUGGAGAUGCGUCACCAUUUUGAGGAACCACACUGGAGAUGUCAUGGAUGUGGCCUGGUCUCCCCACGACGUGUGGCUGGCGUCGUGCAGCGUGGACAACACCAUCGUCAUCUGGAAUGCGCGCAAAUUCCCCGAGAUGGUGACGUGCCUGCGCGGCCACACGGGCCUGGUCAAGGGCCUGACGUGGGACCCCGUGGGCAAGUACAUCGCCUCGCAGGCCGACGACCACAGCCUGAAAGUGUGGCGGACCCUCGACUGGCAGAUGGAAGCCAACAUCACCAAGCCUUUCAGCGAGUGCGGCGGCACCACCCACGUCCUGCGUCUGUCGUGGUCCCCCGACGGCCAGUACCUGGUGUCGGCGCACGCCAUGAACAACUCGGGGCCCACGGCGCAGAUCGUCGAGCGCGACGGCUGGAAGACCAACAUGGACUUUGUGGGCCACAGGAAAGCUGUCACGGUGGUGAAAUUCAACCCCAAGAUCUUCAAGAAGAAGCAGAAGAACGGCAGCUCCUCCAAGCCCAGUUGUCCGUACUGCUGCUGCGCCGUGGGCAGCAAGGACCGCUCGCUCUCUGUCUGGCUGACCUCCCUCAAGCGGCCCCUGGUCGUCAUCCACGAUUUGUUUGACAAAUCCAUCAUGGACAUCUCCUGGACUCUGACAGGCUUGGGCAUGUUGGUGUGUUCCAUGGACGGCACGGUGGCCUACUUGGACUUUUCACUGGACGAACUGGGAGACCCCCUGAGCGAGGAGGAGAAGAACACCAUCCACCAGAACAUCUACGGCAAGAGCCUGGCCAUCACCAGCACGCAGGAGCCGCAGCUGGCCACCACCAUCAUCGAGAACCCCGAGAUGCUCAAGUACCAGCAGGAGAGGCAGAACACGGCCCAGAACAACUCGGCGGCGGCCUGCGCCGAUUCCUCGGCGCCCAAGCUCAACAGCGUGAUGAACGGAGAGUCUCUGGAGGACAUCAGGAAGAACCUGCUGAAGAAGCAGGUGGAGACCCGAACCCCCGACGGCAGAAGACGGAUCACGCCUCUGUGUAUCGCUCAGCUGGACACCGGGGACUUCUCGCCGGCGCUCUUCAACAGCGUCCCCAUCCUGCCGUCCUCCUUGUCCAACCAGCUGCCCCCUCAGCUCGGCGCCGACCCCGCCCCGGGACAGGCGGGGCUGCGGCCCGGCCUCGACGCCGCGCUCGCCCUGCCGCCGCCGCCCGCCAACGCGACCCUCAAGGGCCCCGAGGACACCAAGGACCAGGUCCUCCCGUCGGGCGUCAAGGCCGGUCUGCUGCUGGCAUCCGCCUCCAAGAUCGAGCCCAUGAAGGCCUUGGACUCCAGGUUCACGGAAAGAUCCAAGACCACGCCGGGCGUCCCCGCCGCCAUCUCCUCGACGGUCGGUCUGCCGCCGCUCGACAGGCCCAAAGACGCGUCGGCGUCCGUCCUGAAGGACGCCAAGGCCAAAGACGACACCAGCAGCGACAGCGAGGACAAGAUGGCCUCCAUCAACAAGAACCUGGCUCUGUGCAAGCGCAAACCCGAGCCGCUGAUGUUGGACGCGGCCGAGGUGGUGGAGAAGCGCAAGAAGGGGCGGCCUCGCAAGGACAAAAUGGCGCCGCCCAUCAUAAGCCAGUCCUUCACGCAGAUCAUUUCUCCUCCUGAGCGGGAGCCCAUCAGGGCGCCGUCCGUGGCGGCGCCGCCCACUCCGGCGCCGACGGCCGCCCCCAAGCUGCCGACGCCCGGCUUACAGAAGGCCUUCAACGUGCAGGUGAGCGUGGAGCCGGCGGUCUUCCUGGAGGUGGACAACGAGGUGACGUCGGCGGCCGGCUCCAGGCUCAGUCAGCUGCGGUGCUCCCGAGACGGCCGCGAGUGGAACACGCUGCUGCCCGGAUCCGUGGUGGCGGCGGCGGGGAGCGGCGAGGUUCUGGCCGUGGCGUGCCAGGACGGGAUGUUGUCGGUGUUCUCGUCCUGCGGCCGCCGCCUCCUGCCAUCCAUCCAGUUGCCGUCGGCCGUGUCCGCCCUCAACUGCUCGGCCCACUUCGUCAUGGCGCUGACGGCCGCCGCCACGCUUUCUGUCUGGGACGUCUACAAGCAGAAGGCUCUGGUCAAAAACGAGUCCCUGACCGCCAUCUUGUCUGGUUCGGAGGUGACGGUGUCGCAGUCGCUGCUGACUCAGCAGGGCGUCCCGGUCGUCGGCCUGUCCAACGGCAAGUCCUUCUGCUUCAGCUCAUCCCUGGAGACGUGGACGCUGAUCGCCGAUCGAGGAGAUUGUCUGGUCCAGUGCGCCGAUUUCCGCAGUUGCCUCCCUACCCAGGAUGGACCCGGCUGCUCCUCGGGGCUUCUGGCCACCCUGCAAGGACGCAAUCUCAACGCCGGCCGCAUGGCGUCGCGCCUUGCGGCCGCCCCGCACCGCCUGCAGCAGAGCAUGACUUUGGCCUUCCUGGAGAACCAGCUGGCGGCGGCUCUCGCGCUGCGCUCGGCGGCCGAGUAUCGCUACUGGCUGCUCAUCUACGCGCGCUUCCUCGUCAACGAAGGCUCCGACUUUCGGCUGCGGGAACUUUGUAAGGAGCUCCUGGGUCCCGUUCACAAGUCGGCCGCGACGGCCUGGGAGGCCACCACGCUGGGUUUGCACAAGCGGGAGCUGCUGCAGGAGGUCCUGCCCGUCAUCGGAGAAAACCUGCGAUUCCAAAGACUGUUCACCGAGUAUCAGGACCAGCUGGAGCAGCUACGCAACAAAUAGCGGGCACCUUUGCGUUUGGCUCUCUCUCCUCCACUUGGGACUCUGCCCCCCCCCCCCCCCCCCCCCCACGAACGGGUGACGUCGGAGCUCGUCGCCCUGUCAAAAUCAGCGCUUCGCCGGGAAGCUUCUUCGUCCUCGUCUAUGCACCGAUCGUCAUCUCGAGCGCCACGCGCUUGAGCCAAAAGCGACGAUGACUUUUGAGUGUGGAGGGGGCGUCCGCACUUGUGCCAGUCAUGAGCGGAACUCUCAUUCUCUGAAGACCAUUCUCUGAACCCCCCCCCCCUGCCCCCCCCAACUCUUUUCACCCUAAUUAUGGCGCCUUUUGUCUUUCUCCCCAAGUGUGACUUGUGUCCAUAUCGGGUGCAGAUGCAUCUGGAAGCGCUGCGAACUCGUCCCAAGCAAACGCAAGCGCGUCCAAAUCGGCUGUUGAAUGUCACGCGAACGUAUCACAAAGAGUUGACACCCCCACGCCGAGUUUGAACUCUUCAUGUCCAUGGCGGGUGCGAAGACGCCCCGACGUCCACCCGAAGCCAUUUUUUUAAAAAAGUCAAAACGUCCGCCGUGCGCGUCUGUUAUCAAGUAGUCGACGAAGGAAGUAAACCGCCGCCACUGACGAGCAGUAACGGCGCGCCCUCCUAUCGCCGAAAGUCUGCCCCCCCCCCCUCAAUGAAGGACAAGCGCUCUGGAAAAUGAACACAUUGAGACGGACGGGCUCCUGUUUUAGAGGAGCCGAGUCAUCCCGACCUUGUCUUUCUUUUUUUUUUUUGUGUCGACCGUGACAAUUGACUUGUUUUGGUGGGUCAGUUCACACGUGACCGGCAAUGACACCCCCCCCCCCCCCCCCACUUGCCCCCCGCCCCCCAGUGUACUUGUGUGAAUAACACCACCUUUGACUUUUUUUUUUUUGGUGCCUCAUCCGUAACAAUCGCAACAGUUUGAUUUGUUGUGUAGUUUGUGAAUGUGUGUGUUUGUAAGGGGGUUGGGGGUUGGGGGGGGGGGGGACAAAGCAAGAGUCCUUUUUAAAUGUUUGUACAUUUUUUUUUGUAUUUGGAACAACAAGCAAAAAAAAAGAAUUGAAGUAUUGC
This is a messenger RNA of Hippocampus zosterae (dwarf seahorse), 4357 nucleotides long. RefSeq names its product protein HIRA. The coding region runs from base 183 to 3272 and encodes 1029 amino acids. Gene Ontology annotation, molecular function: protein binding; nucleosome binding. Lineage: Eukaryota; Metazoa; Chordata; Actinopteri; Syngnathiformes; Syngnathidae. Gene Ontology annotation, biological process: chromatin remodeling; regulation of DNA-templated transcription; DNA-templated transcription. Gene Ontology annotation, cellular component: HIR complex; nucleus. The record is from RefSeq and is a predicted model, not a curated record. The transcript is spliced from 24 exons.